UACCGGCUCCUGAGAGAGCAGCAGCUAUCCUGACAGAUCACCUGGAGAGAGCAUUCAGGCAGAGGUCGUCAAAAUGAAAGCCCUGGUUUUGUCCCUCUCCCUGCUCUUCCUCACAGGGAGCCAGGCUAACUUACUCUGGCAGCAGGAUGCGCCUCCCCAGACCCCGCUGGAGCAGGUGAAGGACAUCAUCACUCUCUACCUGAACAACGCCAAGGAAGCCGGCAAGGAAUACGUGUCUCAGUUGGAGUCCUCCUCUGUGGGCAAAGAGCUGGACCUGAAGAUUUCAGACACACUGGCUUCCCUGAGCACAGCCUUCAACGCUUUCUAUGAUGAGAUCAACCCUGCUUACCAGGGCCUGAAGGAAAGCCUAGUGAAGGAGACAGAGGGCCUUCGCGAGGAGAUGUCAAAGGGCUUGGAAGAGGUGAAGAAGAAGAUUCAGCCUCACCUGGAAGAGUUUGAGAAGAAGUGGCAGAACGACUUACAAGCCUACAGGGAGAAGGUGGGCCCCCUGACCCAGGAGCUGAAGGCAAGCGCCAAGGAGAAGUUCGACGACCUCCAGGAGAAGCUGCUCCCCUUGGGCCAGCAGCUCCGAACCAGCGCCCAGGACCACAUCGAGACCAUCCGGGAGUACGUGAGUCCCUACCAGGAGAAACUCAAGGACAACCUGAGCCAGAAGCUGCAGGAGCUCCGGGAGAAGGGCCUGCCCUCUGCCUCUGAAUAUCAGGCCAGGAUGACCCAGCAACUGAAAAGCAUUAAGGACAAGGUCGUUCCCAUCCUGGAGGACCUCAAGGGAACUGUUGACCCCGUUUCACAGAAAUUCAAAACCGAGCUCCUGACCCUGCUGGAGGAAGCCCGGAAGACCUUGACCACCACCCAGUGAGAGGGCCAUUCUCUGUCCUCUCUCAGGGAUGUGCUCCAAUCCAAGUGAUUCGCUAUGGGUCACAUCCAGACAGAGCCAUGGUCCAAAAACAAAUAAGGCUUCCAAGGUGGGCUGCUGCCAGCCCCCACCCUAGUCCUGCUGUCAGUGCCACCCGGAGGCCCCAGCGGUCUUCUUCUCACUCCUUCCCUAACUCCUGGGAUCUCAAGGAAGCGACAGAUCUGGAGAAGAACCCAUGGAAACCCCCCAGCUGGGGUGUGCGUCCAUGUGGUGGGGAGAGAAGAAGGGGGUGAUCCUCUCUCCCAGCUCUUCAGCUCCCCUUCCUCCCCUUCUCAGACUUUUUUCCCCUUGAUUUUGUGGAAUAAAGUUGUCUUAAGUUAUCAA
This is a messenger RNA of Antechinus flavipes (yellow-footed antechinus), 1261 nucleotides long. It is a transcript of the gene APOA1, whose product is annotated as apolipoprotein A1. Gene Ontology annotation, molecular function: lipid binding; high-density lipoprotein particle receptor binding. The coding region runs from base 74 to 880 and encodes 268 amino acids. Gene Ontology annotation, cellular component: extracellular region. NCBI's taxonomy places the organism in Eukaryota, Metazoa, Chordata, Mammalia, Dasyuromorphia, Dasyuridae. The transcript has 4 exons. Gene Ontology annotation, biological process: lipid transport; lipoprotein metabolic process. The record is from RefSeq and is a predicted model, not a curated record.